Molecule: messenger RNA, 1663 nt
Organism: Saprolegnia parasitica CBS 223.65
Lineage: Eukaryota; Oomycota; Saprolegniomycetes; Saprolegniales; Saprolegniaceae
Exons: 2
Coding region: 1-1041 (346 amino acids)
Molecular function (GO): metal ion binding
Source: RefSeq, a predicted model, not a curated record
AUGGCGUACGUCGGGGGUACACAGCGCGUAGACAAGCUCUUUGGCGAGCAGGCGCAGUCGCUCCGACCCAAGCCGCUGCGGCCCUCCACCGAGGCGCGUCUCGUGGAGCUCAUGGAGAAGCGAUCGUCCGACUUUGUCAAGCUCAUGCUCGAUGGACCGUCGACCCUCCAGUUUGUGCGCGAGAAGCGAGGCGUCGCACUCCUCGAAGGACACAACCACAAGAGGCAGUACAUGGUCAAGGCGACGACGACAGUGCAGGGCUCCGUCGAGGACAUUCUCCUCUCGUUCCAGAUGAACAACACGUGGGACUUUGACACGACGAUGCACAAGUUCUUCGACUUGUACGCGAACAAGGGCGCGACGCUCUCGACGGUCGCGUCGCAGCCCAUCGCGGUGCACUGGAUGUCGCUCAACACGGACAAGAUCGAGUCCCGCGACUUUGUGUUUGCUUCACACGCGCGCUUUUACGAGCACACGGACGCCGGGCUCUGCCUCCUACCGUUCACGUCGCGCUCGGACGCAACGUCCGGGUCGCUUGUCUGGGAGUCGGUGGACCUCGCCAAGGAAAUCCCGCUUCUGCGCCAGACCACGACGGGCUGCACCCGCUACUACUUUCGCCACGCUGGCUUUUACGUCGAAACGACGAGUGAAGAAGACACGUGCCGUGUGUCCUUUGCCCUCUCGUUGGACAACGACGCGGGCUCCGUCGGCGGCUCCAAGUGGAUGCACAACCUCGCACUGAGUCUCGAGAACCUCGCGCGCGCGCUUCGGCGCAUUGAGCUCGUCCCCAAGGAGAAAUGGCACCACCGCGAACACUGCACGCUGUGCAAGAAGUCGUUCCGCGCGUUCCGCCGGCGCCACCACUGCCGGCUCUGCGGCGAGUCCAUUUGCGGCGACUGCUCCAAGACGAUGCAGCUGGACACGCCCGUGAUUGACCACGGCCAGCGCCUGUCUCCGGUGUUUCGACGCGUGUGGCCGCUCGUCGUCCGACCGACAGUCUCGGUCGAGCACCGCGUCGUUCGAGUACACGCGCAGCUUUGACGAGCCGCGGGCGCACCAAAGCACAUCAUCGCUGAACCUCACCAAGAGCUUCGCGUCACCCAAUGACAGCUUUGAUGAAUCAAUGAAACCACGUCGCCAACGACUGCCGUCGUCGUCGCAGGCGUCGGUUGUCUCGGCAAGCGAGAUCUCGGCGCUGGACGAGCUGCUUGGCGCGUCGCUGCGGUCCGUCGACUCGUCGGCACGGUUGUUGCAGACAAAAGGAUCGUUUGUAAACCUGCACCCGUUCAACACCCCGACGCCACCUGUCGCAGAGACCGACCGCGAGAGUCUCAACAGCCUCGACGAUCGGUCAUCGUCUUGCUCGGAGGUCUACGUGCUCGACGGCGAAAACGGGUUCGACAUUAGCGCCAAGCGACCCGCGUCGCCGCCAUCAGCUGGCGACGUCCCCGUGCAGCCCCAACCCGAGCCGCUGGGCUUUGUGGUGUUUGACGGCACCAAGAAGCAGCCGUCCGAGCCGGCCCUUGUCUUUGAUAUGAUCAAGCUCCAGAUGUAGUCGUACCCACUCACUCUUGCCAUCGAUGGAAGGUGGCUCGUACCACCGGUGAAGCAGAACGGCCGGUAUUAUUAUAAGUACUAGAAAUUAAACUGUCGUCGUUUGGAG